This is a messenger RNA of Phialemonium atrogriseum, 2725 nucleotides long. RefSeq names its product putative nucleolar complex protein 2 protein. Gene Ontology annotation, biological process: ribosomal large subunit biogenesis. Lineage: Eukaryota; Fungi; Ascomycota; Sordariomycetes; Cephalothecales; Cephalothecaceae. The record is from RefSeq and is a predicted model, not a curated record. The coding region runs from base 301 to 2643 and encodes 780 amino acids. Gene Ontology annotation, cellular component: nucleolus; nucleoplasm; Noc1p-Noc2p complex. The transcript is spliced from 2 exons.
AGGCGGUAGAGAGUUAAGACUCAUCUACCAAUGAUUCCCCAGUAUCUCUCAUCUUGCCAGAUGCCCCUUAUUCCAACUUGAACGAAGGGGUUUUCGAAUUGAGUCAAGUCACAGGAUUCUUGAUGGCUGCCCCAGCACGAGGAGUUGACUAGCCUAGUGACAUUUCCGAUAAGAAAUACGAUAAGGCUACGCCCCACCCCCGAGAGGAAAAAAAAGUUUUGACUUUGAAGCAGCAAUACCUACUUGGUGCCAACACUUGUGCAGUCGAGCCAGCCAUUGAUUGAGCGAUACCCGGCUGCCAUGGCUCAAACAAAGAAGAACGCGAAGGCGACCAAGAAGUUUGAGCAGAAGCACCUGAAAGGGGUUCUCGAGAGGAGGAAAUCCACGGCGAAAAUCAAGCAGCGCAUGCAAAUCAAGGAUAAGAAGAAGACGAAGCGAUCCCAAGAUGACCAGUUCUUCAAAGGCGCGAAGGGGGAGGGAGCUGCUCCCGCAGCGGGUAGGAAGAAUAACGGUGCCAAGGCUAGCGAGAUGAGCGUCGAUGAUUUCUUCAAGGGCGGUUUCGAGAUCCUCGACGGUGAAAAGCCCGAGACGAAGGCAGCAGGCAAACUCGGCAAACGGAAGCGGGACGGAGCACCUGCCGCGAAGGCAGAGAAAUCAGAGGACGAUUCCGACUCGGAGGCCGAACAGCAGCCAGAGGCCAGCGACAGCGACCUGGAAUCGGACAAUGGCGACGAGGAGGAUGCCGGCAUGAGCAAGGCGGCCAUGGAUGCGCUCGCCAAAGACGACCCGGACUUCUACAAGUUCUUGCAGGAGAAUGACCCCGAGGCCCUAGACUUCGACGAGGAUGCAGACCUUGCCGAGAUCGAUGAGCUCAGCGGCGGUGAAGAGGAGGAACAGCCCAAGAAGAAGAGGAAGAAGGGAGCGGCGUCCGCCGAAGAAGGCGACGACUCAGUCGAGGGUUUGAUAAAAGGCAACGAACUCACCAAGGAACUGGUUGCAAAAUGGAAGGAGUCCAUGGCUGAAACCCAUUCUUUGAGAGCUUCCCGCCAGGUCGUAUUGGCUUUCCGGUCCGCCGCGCACCUCAACGAGGACGACGACAAGCCGCAGCGCUAUUCCAUCUCGGAUCCCGAGGUCUUCCACGAUAUCCUCGUCGUCGCUCUCAAGCAGAUCCCAGAGGUUCUCCAGCACCACCUUCCCGUCAAAGAAUCAGCCGCUGGAAAGGUCUACGUCUCUGUCGACACCAAGAAGUUCAAGACUCUCUCUAUCCUGAUGAAGAGCUACACGGCCUCCAUCAUCCACCUCCUCGGAACAUUGUCCGACGACGCAACGCUCAAGCUGACGUUAUCGGCGUUGACCCCGUUGUUGCCUUACCUCCUAUCUUUUAGGAAGCUGCUGAAAUCACUUAUCAAGACCGUGGUGGCCUUUUGGUCUCAGUCGGCGAGCAGCGAAACGAUAAAAAUCACGGCUUUCCUUGUCCUCCGGCGACUGAUGGUGAUCGGGGAUAAGGGCAUUAGAGAAUCCGUUCUCAGGGCGGCGUAUCAAGGCCUUCUUCAGGGGUGUCGCGUCACAAAUGUCAACACAGUACGAGGCAUCAACCUCAUGAAGAACUCGGCUGCCGAGCUCUGGGGAAUCGACCAGGCUAUCGGCUACACGACCGCCUUCAGUUUCAUCCGCCAACUCGCGAUUCACCUGCGCAACAGCAUCGUGCACAACAAGAACGACUCGUACAGGAAGGUCUACAACUGGCAAUAUGUCCAUUCUCUCGACUUCUGGUCCUGCGUGCUCUCGGAACACUGCAGCCCGCUGAAGGAAGCCGAAGCCGGCAAGGAAAGCCAGCUCAAGCUGCUGAUAUACCCGCUCGUCCAAGUCACCCUGGGGGCGAUGCGUCUCAUCCCUACGGCAAUGUACUUCCCGCUGCGGUUCCAGCUCAUCCGCUCUCUCCUCCGGCUCUCCCGCUCGACGGGGACAUACAUCCCCCUCGCAUCCGUCCUCCUCGAGGUGCUGAACUCGGCCGAGAUGAAGAAGCCGCCAAAGUCGUCGACGCUGAAGCAGCUGGACUUCAACGUCGCCUACAAGGCCCCGAAGUCGUACCUCAGGACGCGCGUGUACCAGGACGGCGUGGGCGACCAGGUCGUCGAGCUCCUGUCCGAGUACUUCGUCCUGUGGUCGACCAACAUCGCGUUCCCCGAGUUCGCCCUGCCCGUGACGGUCAUGCUGAAGCGCUGGAUGAAGGACGCACGGAGCAGGUCCGCGGGCAACAAGAACGGCAAGCUGGUCUCGAGCCUCGUGCUGCUGGUGCAGAAGCUCGAGGCCAACGCCAAGUUCAUCGAGGAGAGGCGGGCCCGCGUCGACUUUGCGCCCAGGGACAGGAACCAGGUGGACGCCUUCCUCAAGGACUUUGAGUGGGAGAAGACGCCGCUUGGCGCAUUCGUCGUGUCCCAGCGGACGUUGAGGGCAGAGAAGCAGAAGAUGAUGGAGGAUGCGCGGAAGGAGGACGAGAGGAAACGGAAGGAAGACGAGCGGGAGCAGUUGAACGGCAACGGUGGGGAGGCAGACGAGGAAGAGAAUAGGGGGAGCGACGAAGAGGAGAUCGACAUUGAAGAUGAUGAGGAUGAGGAUGAUGAGGAGGAUAGCGAUGAGUAACGUACGACUUUGUGUGCACCGGGUGGCUGCGCAUAUCCGGUGACGGUUGCAUGUGCAAAAUUCACGUUGGAGCCUCGACUGC